AUGGACAAUGACCCUACUCUCCAGGUGUCAUCAAGGUUCUUGGCCGAUUUUUCUGCUGAGCUAGCUAUCCGACUCCCUCCAUCAUUCGAUCAAAUCGCCCACCUUUACUUCAGAACCAACUUUCGGCAGUUCGAGAUCCUCCAGUCGCAGAUGAACUCUGGUCAUGACACUACAAGUUCGCAGUGGGAAGGUGCUGGUGGCACUGAUAGGUCGGACACAGCCUCACCCAGCGAACAGAAGGGGACUGAUGUGAUGAAAAACUCCAUUGCAGGACAACGACUCAGCAAAAAGCGGAGGCAUAUCAUGCAGGACGGCCGGUUUGCGAUGGAUUUGUUUGGCGACGACAGGAAUGAUGCCAUUGUAGAACAGUACUCGCAAGAAGUCCUCGAUCACCCUGGAUCACAGGAAUCUGAGGAACUUAGCAGCAAGAUGGGGCAUUACCUCGAUCUCUGUCAAAAGCUGGAGGAGAUUGGCUUUGCUUCUCGAAUGACCCAUGUAGUCACGGGGAUGUUGUACGAGGAGGUCUCAGGAAAGAUCUUCAAUUCGUUCAAGAAGAAUUGGACCGUCGCGACGCUUGCACUUGGCAAAAAGUGGAUGGAGGACAUCAUUCUUCGUUUCCUUUACUUUACGCUUCUCCCCAAGAAGGACCAAGAGGACUUGACUGCGAGCAAGCGGUUCAAAAUGUGGGCAAGUCGACUCGAGUUUUAUUUUUUUAAGACUUUUGGCGAUCUCCGGAUCAGCGAGUUCUUCGACAUCAUCGUUGAGUGCCCAGAGUCAACGCCGGCGGUGAAUGACCUGAAGACUUGUAUAGAAUGGACGGGACAGCGCGAGCAGCUUCAAGUCUCCAUCCUUGCUGCUAUGGACAGGAGAUUGCUGCAUCCAGGAGCUGAGACUAAGAACAUCAUCGAGUUCUACAUUUACGCCAUUAAAUACCUCCGAAUCAUGGACCCUUUGGGUGUCAUGUUGGAUCGCACUGCGCGCCAGAUCAACAAAUACCUCAGAACGAGAGACGAUACCAUGCGAGCUAUCGUGGCAUGUAUUGUUGACGACUCGAGCGACCUUUUAACCAAUUCGAAUGAAGGCAUCCCAGGAGCCCUUGAGGCUGACGAAGAAGGAUCGGAUGACGAGAACUGGGCUCCAGAGCCAGUUCAUGCAGGUCCAGAUCUGAGUUCAGCAAGGAGAAAAAUGGCGGAUAUCAUUAGUGUGCUAGCAAGCAUCUACGACACGAAUGACAGGUUCAUUGAAGAGUUCCAAGCCAUUCUCGCCGAUCGGCUGUUGCAAGCUACCGACUUUAAUGUGGAUCGCGAAAUUCGUCAACUGGAGUUGCUGAAGCUGAGAUUCGGAGACACGGAUCUGCACCAUUGCGAGGUCAUGUUGGCAGAUAUUGCUGAAUCGAAGCGCGUCAACGCCAACAUUCAAUCUCUUCAUCCGGAGAUGGCGGUGAGCACAACGAUCGCUUCGAGAUACUACUGGCCCGAGAUCGAGGAGGAAGAAGAGGAAGAGUUUGAGCUCCCGACACCCCUACAAGAAAUGCUCAAUUCUUACAACGCGGCGUUCGAGGUCACCAAGCCAGCACAGAAACUCAAGAUCUUUCCAUCUCUGGGAAUGGUGGACUUGGAACUGGAAGUGAAUGGUCGAUCCUUUUCAAUGCAGGUGCAACCCAUCUAUGCCACCAUCAUAUAUCUCUUUGAGGACCAAGACACGUGGACAUUGCCAGAUAUGGCGACCAAGACAGGUGUCCGAGAAGAGACCCUAGAAUCAAAAGUCCAGUUUUGGGUGCGCGAGGGGGUUUUGCGAGAAACCAGUCGGCAUCAAUACGAGCUCAACGAAGAGGGGCAUGGUAUGGAUGAAACCAAUGACUGA
Linnemannia hyalina is the source of this 1863-nucleotide messenger RNA. NCBI's taxonomy places the organism in Eukaryota, Fungi, Mortierellomycota, Mortierellomycetes, Mortierellales, Mortierellaceae. The record is from the annotation of a GenBank genome assembly.